Messenger RNA from Cornus florida, 1051 nucleotides. Its product is annotated as transmembrane emp24 domain-containing protein p24delta9-like. The transcript is spliced from 4 exons. Lineage: Eukaryota; Viridiplantae; Streptophyta; Magnoliopsida; Cornales; Cornaceae. The coding region runs from base 114 to 749 and encodes 211 amino acids. Gene Ontology annotation, biological process: Golgi organization; endoplasmic reticulum to Golgi vesicle-mediated transport; intracellular protein transport. The record is from RefSeq and is a predicted model, not a curated record. Gene Ontology annotation, cellular component: endoplasmic reticulum; Golgi apparatus; COPII-coated ER to Golgi transport vesicle.
UUAUUUCACUCGCUACCUCAGACGAACAGAAAAUAUGAAUGAACCAUAUGAUAUACUGGAUUUGCUAACAAUCACAAACCCUAAUUCACCAAUCUUACAUUUCUACACACACAAUGUGGAGAUUCAAAACCCUAAUUCUAAUCCUCUGGUCAUUAUUCACACCCAUCGUUCAAUCAAUGCGAUUUGAACUCCACUCGGGGAACACCAAAUGUAUAACAGAGGAUAUCAAGAACAAUGCCAUGACCGUUGGCAAGUACAGCGUCGUAAACCCUAUUGAGGGCCAUCCUAUGCCCGACACGCACAAGAUCACAGUCAGGGUCACAUCACCACACGGAAACAAUUAUCACUAUGGGGAUCAUGUGGAUUCUGGUACCUUUGCAUUUACCGCGGCUGAGGCUGGUGAUUAUAUGACUUGUUUUUGGACGCCUGAUCACAAGCCGAUGAUUAUUGUCUCGGUUGAUUUUGAAUGGAAAUCAGGUGUUGCUGCGAAGGAUUGGUCAAAGGUUGCUAAGAAAGGACAGAUCGAAGUCAUGGAACUUGAGUUACAGAAAUUGUAUUACACUGUGUCCUCCAUUCAUGAUGAGAUGUUCUUUCUUCGUGAAAGGGAGGAAGAAAUGCAACAACUGAAUAGAGCAACCAAUUCCAAGAUGUUCACUUUUACUUUCUUUUCUAUUCUGGUUGUCUUGUCAGUGGCCGGUCUGCAACUAUGGUAUUUGAAGACAUUCUUCGAGAGGAAGAAGCUCCUCUAGCUUUGCUAAGUGUUUUUUACAUUUCCUUUUCACACCUCGAGUUCUUUUGUUUUGUAGUAACAUAAUUAUAUUUUCAUUUUCAUUUAAAGACUAUUUUUUACUGACCCUUGUAUCGCUUGGUUUUCGAUCAGUAAUAGAAAAAGUAGAUGCUGAAGAUGGUUCUUGAAAAUUCGUCCUCCUGUAGAGGUUGUUGCAACCACUGACAAUAUGAAUUACGGCAUGAAUGAAUGUUAUAUUGAUUUCAGAGCUAUUAUCCUUAUGUAUGGUAAUUGCCAAGUGCCUUGAGAACAUCGUAAACGUUU